AUGUACAACUUCAGCCCCCAAAGAUACUUCGAUGUUGUCGCGGCUCCACUGGCCUUUUUGGGGCUCAUGUGUGACUCAUAUGUCAUUGUUCACCGCCGCGAACGCGCAAUCGAGGCCCGCGAUGUCCUUAUCAACAGUUGGGCAGCUGUGAAGAUGUCCCUGAUCGCCAUCGAGCAGCCAAAGAAGCUCAAAGAGAACAAGGAAAGCCUCAAGGUUGUCAUAGAAGGCUUCGAUAACCUCGAAAAGGAAUGGGGUGCUCUGAGCAACGAAGAGGCGAUGGCUGAGACUGUGUAUAAGCUGUCGCUCGAAAGAGAGAAUGCCGCGGAAUCAGAUAAGCUGAACAUCCAGCUCAGAACUCUUCGAAGUACGUUGAAUGUCAUGCGCAGUCUGGAGUCUUAUUGA
Molecule: messenger RNA, 402 nt
Organism: Colletotrichum chrysophilum
Lineage: Eukaryota; Fungi; Ascomycota; Sordariomycetes; Glomerellales; Glomerellaceae
Exons: 2
Coding region: 1-402 (133 amino acids)
Source: RefSeq, a predicted model, not a curated record